Molecule: messenger RNA, 1090 nt
Organism: Helianthus annuus (common sunflower)
Lineage: Eukaryota; Viridiplantae; Streptophyta; Magnoliopsida; Asterales; Asteraceae
Product: eukaryotic translation initiation factor 6-2
Exons: 7
Coding region: 243-1049 (268 amino acids)
Biological process (GO): maturation of 5.8S rRNA; ribosomal subunit export from nucleus; cytosolic ribosome assembly
Cellular component (GO): cytosol; preribosome, large subunit precursor; nucleolus
Molecular function (GO): ribosomal large subunit binding
Source: RefSeq, a predicted model, not a curated record
AAAACUAGAAAAAAAAAGUCAAAACAAUGCUAUAACUAUAAAAUAUUUACACAUAUGCCCAACUUCCCAAAAUCAAUUAUUCAUUCUUGAUCUUGAUUCGCACUUUUAAAACCCUAAUUCGAUUCACACAGCUCCUGUGGUUUAAAUUCAUCACAAUCGUUCCAAGAUCUUUCACUCUUCGUCGUGUUCACAGGUUACUUGCAUCCAGAGCCAUAUUCCAUCCGUCUACUAGUCAGUUUAAUAUGGCUACAAGGCUACGGUUUGAAAACUCAUGUGAAAUUGGCGUAUUCACCAAGCUGACCAAUUCUUACUGCUUGGUAGCAAACGAAGGCUCUGAUAGCUUCUACAGCGUUUUUGAGUCCGAGUUAGCUGAUACUAUUCCUGUCGUUAAAACUUCCAUUGGCGGUACAAGGAUAAUCGGAAGGCUUUGCAUUGGAAAUAAGAAAGGUCUUCUCUUGCCUCAUACUACUACCGACCAAGAGCUUCAACACUUGAAGAACAGCCUGCCUGAUGCAGUUGUUGUUCAACGGAUUAACGAGAGGUUAUCUGCUCUUGGUAAUUGCAUGGCAUGCAAUGAUCAUGUUGCUCUUACGCAUACCGAUCUUGACAAGGAAACCGAGGAAAUGAUAGCUGAUGUUCUCGGUGUGGAAGUUUUUAGACAAACAAUUGCAGGGAAUGUUCUUGUGGGGAGUUAUUGUGCAUUUUCAAACAGAGGUGGGUUGGUUCAUCCCCACACAUCAGUUGAAGACUUGGAAGAGCUCUCGACUCUCUUGCAGGUCCCUUUGGUUGCGGGCACGGUUAACCGUGGUAGUGAAGUGAUCGCCGGUGGGUUAACCGUGAAUGACUGGACUGCGUUUUGUGGGUCAGACACUACGGCCACAGAACUCUCGGUCAUUGAGAAUGUUUUCAAGUUGAGAGAAGCUCAAUCUAGUGUUAUUGCUGACGAGACAAGGAAGUCGUUAGUUUCUACGUAUGUUUCAAUCGAAACGAGAACAUUGUUAUUUUCUUUCGAGUUGUAUGUUGUUGUGUUGUCUCCCUUUAUAUGUUGAACUUUUUUUGAUUAAUUCAGUUUUCAUGUUGUCUAUCGCUA